UAAUGUAAUGUGCUAACUAAUGUUAAAAGAGUCCCUCCAAAAACUCUUGGUACAGCUUAAGAGCCAUUGCCUAUUUUAACCAACACACCGCAACAAUUCAGACCCCUUUUUUCUCCUACCUCAGAAUCCAAACCCAGAUUGCAGCUACUCACUUUCAGAUUACACGAGAUUUUCUUAAAUAAAAACUGUUCCACCAUACGUAACAGAGCAUUUUUGGGUCAGUUUUUGUGUCAAAUUUUUGAAAAAAAUGGAUUACUGGUCACCAUCUGUUAGCGUCGAUGAUGAAUUUGAGAAGCUUGUUCUUAGAAUAAACCCACCAAGGGUAACUGUUGAUAAUGCAUCAAACAAGAAAGCUACUUUGAUCAAGGUAGAUAGUGCAAACAAGAGAGGAAGUUUAUUGGAGGUGGUUCAGGUUCUUACUGAUCUGAACCUGAUAAUCAGGAGGGCUUACAUUUCUUCAGAUGGGGAAUGGUUUAUGGAUGUUUUUCAUGUUACUGAUCAAUACGGAAAUAAGGUCUCUGAAGAUAACAUUGCCGAGCGCAUUCAGCAGUCACUGGGACCAAGGGGACGCAGCUUUCGAUCCUUGACAAGAUCUGUGGGCAUCCAACCUACGGCAGAUCAUACGACCAUUGAGUUGUCGGGAAGAGACCGACCGGGCUUGAUUUCUGAGGUCUUUGCCAUUCUUGCUAACCUCAAGUGUAAUGUAGUUGCUGCCGAAGUAUGGACCCAUAACUCUAGAAUGGCUUCGGUUGUUUAUAUAACUGACGAAGAAAAUGGAUUGUCCAUCGACGAUCCAGAUCGACUUGCUAAGAUCAAGCAACUUCUCCUUUAUGUUCUAAAAGGAGACACAGAUAAGCGAAGCGCCAACACUGAAGUUUCUGUCGGUUCUACUCAUACAGAGAGGAGGCUGCAUCAAAUGAUGUAUGCUGAUCGUGAUUAUGAUAAUGAGAAUGAGAAUAUGAAUUGCAUGAUAUCUGAUCGGAGCAAACCCCUCGUGACUGCAGAAAACUAUGUAGAUAAAGGCUACACUGUGGUUAACGUGAGCUGUCCAGAUCGUCCUAAGCUGCUUUUUGACACAGUAUGCACAUUGACAGAUAUGCAAUAUGUUGUCUUCCAUGCCACUGUCAUUGCUGAAGGACCAGAGGCACAUCAGGAAUAUUAUAUAAGGCAUGUCGACGGGUGCCCCAUUAGUUCAGAAGCAGAGAAGCAACGUGUAAUUCAUUGCUUGGAAGCAGCAAUCAAGAGACGAACAUCUGAGGGAAUAAGACUAGAAUUAUGUAGUGAAGACAGGGUCGGCCUUCUGUCGGAUGUAACUCGCAUAUUUAGAGAGAAUGGUCUUUCAGUUACGCGAGCAGAGGUCACAACCCGAGGUACUCAGGCUGUAAACGUUUUCUAUGUUGCUGAUGCGUCCGGAUACCCAGUUAAAAGUGAAACAAUAGAAGCAGUUCGUAAAGAAAUAGGCCUAACAAUCCUCCGUGUGAAGGAUGAUUCGUACUCUAUUCCACAGACGGGAAAAUUCUCUUUUGGUGAACUCUUCCGCUCAAGGUCGGAGAAAUUCCUCUACAAUUUAGGCCUAAUAAGGUCAUGUUCGUGAGCAGUUUAUUAGUCGAUUUCACAACGCAAUCUGUAGAUAAUAGUAAUGGUGAAAUCGUGGACUUCAGAAUAUUUCCGAGAUUUAGUCAAGCCCCCAUUUGAUCUUAAAACUCGAUUAAUGGCAAAACCUGCAUAUCGUUCGACCAUAUAAUUGUUUAUUCUAGCUGUAUGUCGACUAUGCUCCAUCCUCCAUCAUUGUUCUUGCAUUGUGAAAUCUCUUUGUUCCAUUCC
Messenger RNA from Olea europaea var. sylvestris, 1824 nucleotides. Its product is annotated as ACT domain-containing protein ACR4-like. Bases 248 to 1594 code for a protein of 448 amino acids. The record is from RefSeq and is a predicted model, not a curated record. Lineage: Eukaryota; Viridiplantae; Streptophyta; Magnoliopsida; Lamiales; Oleaceae. The transcript has 7 exons.